UCCAGCUCCAGCGGUGCUUUUGUUGGGAGAGGAAUGAACUGCUGUGGAAAAUAACAACACCGCCCUUGCUGGACAGAGAGAAGAAGAAGAAGAAGAAGAGUCGCCACUGCUGGACGGUCGGUGCUUUUAAAGUUUCGCCUUCUUAACAUGUGCUGUGCCUGAUGGGGCUGACCUGCGUUGUGAAUCCGUCCUGGAAGACCAUGCUCUCCCUCCUGCUGUCUGCAAUGCUGGCCGUCCAAGCAACGGCCGCGAUGGAACUGUACGUCCCGGAACAGCCAGUGGUUGCGCUGCACGGCAGGGACGUCACGCUCAACUGCUCCUUCAGCCACGCCGACCCCUUGAACCUGUCGGAUGUGAACGUCUUCUGGCAGCUGACGGACACCAAGCGCAGUGUGCACGGGUACUCGAAGGGACGCGACCAGCUGGCGGACCAGGUAGAGCGCUUCGCCAACCGUACCAGCCUGUUCCCCGCCCAGCUGGGCCUGGGCAACGCUUCGCUCCUGCUAAGCAGGGUGGUGGUGGCCGACGAAGGCAGCUACACCUGCUUCGUCAUGGUGAAGGACUACGGCAGCGCCGCUUUGCAGCUGCAGGUGGCCGCUCCCUACUCCAAGCCUGUGGUGACCUUAUACCCCGAAUCCAACCUGCGGCCAGGCGACGAGGUGGCCCUGACUUGCGUGGCCUACGGAGGCUAUCCUGUGGGCGACGUGGUGUGGCAGGACGGCAGCGGGCGCAACCUGACAGACAACAUCACCACUUCACUUGUGGCUAACGAACAGGGGCUGUUCACCAUGACCAGCUUGCUGACAGUCACCCUGGAGCCCAACAGCACCUACAGCUGCCGACUGAUCAACCCGCUACUGGGCGAGGAGGGCUUCGCCUUCGUCACGAUCACAGGUCAGAACAUCGCGUUCCCCCCAGUGGCUCUGUGGGUAACUGUUGGCCUGUCCGUGUGUCUGCUGGUGCUGCUCAUCGCCCUGGCUGCCGUCUGCCGCAGGAAGAUCAAGGAGAGCUGCGAGGAGGCCAGGAGAGAAGCUGAAGAGGCCAAGGAGCUGGAAGAAGACGAGUCAAAGACAGCUUUGACGGCGCUGAGAAGCUAAGGUCGAGAAUGAAGGAGCCGGGGCCAGACGAGAGGAGAGGUUGCGGGAGGAGGGAGGGGGAGGAGGAGGAGGAGGAGGAGGAGAUGAGUCUGGCGGGUAAUCCCACUCCACCUAUCCAUCAACCUGGAGACUAUUUCCAGCGUCCCCUGCAGAAUGUCAAAGCCUCGCUGAGCAGAAGAUGAGUCCAUCAUCUUCUUUCUAAGACUUUCCCUCGAGUUUCCAUCAAAACAUAUAAACACAUCACGCGCCAUUAUUUUCUAUCGCCCUCCUUUCCUUUUUCCUGUCAAUGGAGGGGCCGCGGCCGGCGAGCGAAUGCAGUUGAGCGGGUUGCGUUCUAUGCGGCAUGCAGAGGAGAUGCUGCGCUUGAAAAGCGACAGGAAGUGACAGGAUCCUCUCUCUUGUCGCUGACACCGCUCUGUAUGGGUUGUGAUGGGGCAUGUGCCAGAGAUCUCCUGUCUAAUAGGAAGUGAGACACUUAAAGAGAUGACCCUGCUUCAGUCGCCACCGCCGUCUCUCUGCCAGGGAGAGAGCUUGGCUCUCCCAUUACUCCUGCACUUGCUAAUUAGCGUCUGUCGCUGGAGUAACUUGUACCUGUCAGCGUGCGCCGCUCUCCUAUAUUCAGUAAGUUGAGGGAAUUGAAAUUGAAUGCCAGCUAAGCUCCAACAAACUGCAAAUGGUGCAUGGGAUACACCCUGAUUUUCUCACUGACCAGACAGCCUUAUAUGUAAGAAAUUGUUUUUAAUGAAUUCAGACUACGGCGUGUGCUGAGUGUUUUCUCUCGUCCAGGCACAGGUACAUGUUAUUGCAUUUUUUUUAUUAUUUGUAUUUUUUACUUAAACAAGGCCCUGCGCCAUAUGUCCGUGUACGAGUGCCAAAGACCUUUGUGUGAAAUUACACAGUGCCUAUUUACAUUAAAGAGACAUGGUGAAA
Messenger RNA from Mugil cephalus (flathead mullet), 2027 nucleotides. It is a transcript of the gene cd276, whose product is annotated as CD276 molecule. The coding region runs from base 162 to 1097 and encodes 311 amino acids. The record is from RefSeq and is a predicted model, not a curated record. The transcript is spliced from 8 exons. Lineage: Eukaryota; Metazoa; Chordata; Actinopteri; Mugiliformes; Mugilidae.